Messenger RNA from Sardina pilchardus (European sardine), 1972 nucleotides. RefSeq names its product metabolism of cobalamin associated Da (gene mmadhca). Lineage: Eukaryota; Metazoa; Chordata; Actinopteri; Clupeiformes; Clupeidae. The record is from RefSeq and is a predicted model, not a curated record. Gene Ontology annotation, cellular component: mitochondrion. The transcript is spliced from 8 exons. Gene Ontology annotation, biological process: cobalamin metabolic process. Bases 150 to 1061 code for a protein of 303 amino acids.
GCUGUUGUCUGUUCAGUCAUGUGAGCGCAUGUGCGAACGUGACAAGAAGACUAGCAGCAGAAGCAAUAGGAGGAGCACUGGGAAAAACAAGCAUCAAGACACUAGCCUUGUGCACUUUCCGUGGAGCUUGAAGGCCAGGCUUCACCAGGAUGGCAAGUGUGCUGUGCCGAAGAGCUAGACUGGUGUCCCAGUUCUCCGGGAUUCACGUUGCCCAGAGGGUGCCUCUCGUUCGAGCAUUCUCUGCUGCAGGGUCCUCGGGGUCUGACGAUGCUUAUGUUGUUGUAUCGUCGCAAGAUACAGGACCCAGAACUAUCUGGCCCGAUGAGCACAUGGGACCAUUUGGUCCACAGGACCAGCGUUUUCAGUUGCCAGGCAACGUAGGCUUUGCCUGUCAGCUAGAGGGCACAGGGACCCAGCCGCUGAAGGGCCCGGUCCAUCGGACAGUUCCGGAUGUCCUGUCCUCGCCAUCCAGCAGUGAGAGACACGAGUUUGUGCUGGCACAGUUUGUGUCCGAGUUUCAGGGAAAGGAAGUUCCUCUGGUGGCCCAGAGAGUAAGCAGAGCGGAACAUUACUUUGACCAUUCGAACAUCGAGUGCUCAAUGCACCUGUGCCCAGAGCUGCUAAAAAAAGAUCUGGAGUUGUUUUUCCCAGCAGCCCCUGCUGGUAGUCUGACCGUUGUCACGGUCACACAGAAGACCCUGGGAAUGGAGGGUGAGGACUUGGACCUUGAAAGGCAAAGGCUCUUAGAUAAGUUUGUCAGCGGCGCAAAAGAGUUAUGCUUCACUUUAUGGAGAGGUGGAUUCUGGGCAGAUUUCAUAAAUCCCACUACGGGCCUAGCGCACUUUGGCUACAUCUCCAGCGACAGUAUCUUAAAGAUGGAGGAGCCGGUGCGUCACCUGGGCUUCCGCAUCGAGGACCUGGGCUCCUGCAAGGUCAUCCGACACGUCUUGAAGGGCACGCAGGCCUUCACAGGGACCCUCUUCACCAACGCGCCAUCCAACAGCCACAUCAUGGAGAGGCUGCAGGGGCACCCCAACGCAUUUGAGGAAGCGGACAUUUAAGCUUUCGAUGCUCCAGUGAAACACACACACACACGUACAGACACGUGUACACACACACACACACACACACACACACACACACACACACACAUACACAUACACAUACACACACUCUCAAACUGUGAACUGCUGUUCUUACAGCUGGAAGUUGACUUUGGUUAACUUUGAAUUGAGAAAAAAGAAAACGGAGAAAAAAAACAUAAGAAAUGGCAUAAACAUCACGACAUACUAAUCCGUUUUAAGAGUCCCUUCUUUUGUAAGGGCAGCCUUCAAGUUCUUGUGUUUGUGUUGUUUCCACGACUGACCAGCUUUUACGCUGAUAACACUUGAAGUGUUUUCCAUGCGAUGUGAGGAGCGAGAGGACAAGAGGUCCAGCGGUCACUCCCCAUACUUGAACCAGCCAAAGGACGGUGCUACGGCGGUCCCAGAUGAGCUUGGGAGGCCGUUUGCUGUUGGACUCCUUGGCAGCUGAUUUCACAACGACACAAUACUCUGUCUUGUCUAUCGAGUGCUUGUAGUGUUCUGUGUAGACUUUUUUUUCUGGAAUACAAAUCGGCGCCCCCCUGAGACGGACCGAAGUCGUGGACGUCCUGCUGCUAUAGGGUUAUAAAUGGCGUAUGGAAACCCUAAUCGUGACCACCCCCCACCUCCCAUCACACACACACACUGGAUAUAAUCUAGCAUGAGAGGUUCUGUCGGGUACACGGAGCUGAUUUCCCGGAGAUGCAGAGCUUUAAAAAAAAAAAAAAAAAUCCAACCGUCUCUAGGGGGCGCCGUUGCAAGAGUUGUUGAGAGAUCAACAGAAUUGUAUAGUGUGAAGUGCACUGCAACCUCAGAGUGCUCAGUACACGCCUGUACCAGAGAGCUUUACACUCAAAGAAGGUUUCCUAAUAAAGGGGAAAGUACAUAAA